Punica granatum (pomegranate) is the source of this 1601-nucleotide messenger RNA. The record is from RefSeq and is a predicted model, not a curated record. Lineage: Eukaryota; Viridiplantae; Streptophyta; Magnoliopsida; Myrtales; Lythraceae.
AGGGAAAGCCAUCUAAAAAAUUGCCAUUUGCAUUGUGCUUCCCCUGACCAUCUUCCUAGUCGGUGUCGAUAGGAGACAAGACCCUCGUAGUGUGUCUUUGCUUUCUCCGUCAAUCCUCUCUUAUAUACAUCGUCAUUCCUAUUUACAUAAUUCUUCGUCUUUGUCAUCCAGCAAAACUGACUAAUUACUAGUUGUUACUGAAAUAUCCAUUUGCUUAGUUAAUAAUACUUCCAUCAAUGGGUUCACACCCUUCCCUUCCGCACCCCGAGACCCGUCCUCCUUCCCCUGAAUUUGACCCGUCCGGGCACCGAAUAUAUGCCUCGUUCUGCCUGAGGGAGGAGACACCUGACACCGGGGCCUCUACCUGGAUAGAGAGCUAUGAUCCAUCGAGCCACACUUGGAGCCAUGUCAGCCCGAUCCCGGGCCUCGUCGAUGGCCACAUCUUGAAGGGUUUUGCUAUGGUAUCGGUCAGAGACAUGAUUUUCGUUAUUGGUGGGCGGCUCUGCCGUAAGGAGAUGGUUCACGUCUCUGAUGAGUUGGCGGACUUAGUAGACAAGGAUGUUUGUAUGUUGUCGUCGGUUUUUUCUUACAAUGUGAGGACCGAGCAGUGGUCGAAACUUGCGUGUCUUAGGUUUCCUCGCUCCGACUUCGCUUGCACGGUGUGUGAUGGCAAGAUUUACGUGGCCGGGGGACAGUCAAGUUUGGAUUGUGCGAGAGGAAUUUCAUCAGCGGAAGUUUACGACCCUGUCCUAGAUGAGUGGACACCGUUGCCUCACAUGAACACGCUGAGGUACAAAUGUGUAGGUGUUACAUGCCUAGGCAAAAUCCACGUCGUAGGGGGAUUUGCCGAGCGCUUGAAUUCGGGCCCUGCAUCACCCUUCAGGCCCGAAAGGAGCUCUGCGGAAGUUUUCGACCCCCAAACCGGGAGAUGGGAGCUCAUGGCAAAGAUGUGGCAGUUGGACGUGCCACCGAAUCAGAUCGUCGCAGUGAAUGGGAGACUCUUCAGUUCUGGAGACUGCCUCAAGCCAUGGAAAGGCCAUAUCGAGGCAUAUGAUGCGGUGCUCAACUUGUGGAACGAGGUCGACCACUCGUGCCUAAGAACUCUAUCCGAUGCCAUAAACCAUUCCAACGAGAGAUACUGGCAGCACGUCCAAGAGCUAUAUCUCACCAUGGCACCAAUUAGGACCCACUUGUACUUCUUGGGAGGUUACCGGAUGGUCGGUGAACCGCCACGCAUGAUCUCUAUGGUGUGCGCAUUCGACACUUUAGCUUCCGCAAACAGCAAUGCAUGGAGGAGCUUCGGGCCAAUGGACGAAGAGAGCGAGAAAGAGCUUUGCAGCCAUUCCUGCGUAGUUCAACUAUCCUAAAUGAUCCCUUUAUCGGGACACUCAUAGUAAUCCUAUAAUACAAGGUUUUGCGAAUCUCUAUAUAGAAUCUUGUCUUUUUUUGCUGAAUAAAUAUAGAAUCUUGUCUUGUUAGUCAUUGAUGUCUCAAAUAUAGUUUAAGCAUAACGAUAGGGAAUGAAUGCUAAGGGGAAAGCUGUUGGCCUGACUAGAAGUGAAUCAAUAAGAAAUAAUCUUUCUCCAGAAACAGUUUGCUUA